Molecule: messenger RNA, 3528 nt
Organism: Lachancea sp. 'fantastica'
Lineage: Eukaryota; Fungi; Ascomycota; Saccharomycetes; Saccharomycetales; Saccharomycetaceae
Source: the annotation of a GenBank genome assembly
AUGGCAUUUGAUGGAUUCACCGCUUUUGAGGAUUUAUCAAUUGAGGCAAUUGACAAUGAUUGGUGGUUUGAUCUAUCCGAUCAGCGCGAGGCAAAAUCUAAAAGUGACGAAAGGCGAUGGUUCAAAGAGAAACUAACAAUACCUUGCCAAGUACCCAUCUGUUGUAGAAUUGUAAGAGCUGUUCGCGACAUACACAAGUUUUCGGACUUCUCAAAGGUGCAGGACUCUCGAGCAAAGAGCUUUGCACCUUUAGAUUCACUUCAGGACGAGUUGGGAAAAGCAUUGACAAAUGGACCAGCGCAAAACGAUCCAGAAACGCUUGACGACUCAGAUUUGGAACUUUUGGCGGGCGAGGAUUAUUUCACGCAAGAAGAGCCUGACGAAAAGGUAAUUGAACCAAGCUCUGCGCCCAUUGUAAGCGCAACAUUUAUUGCGAGUCGAAAUGCACUAAAAACCACUUUUAAGGACAAAGUAUUCCAAUGCCCUUUCGAUAUAAUCGACUGCAAAAUUAGAUACAGCAGCUUGAAUAGCCCAGAGGAUACUGCCAUCAUUUUAUCAUCUGAAGGCAUAAUAUAUUCCGUAGCUUUCGAUGCUGAAUUAAAUCCUAUCGUUUUGCAAUGGUGGAAAUUGAACAAAAUCGAUGGUGUACCCCGUGAAAUUUGUAUGCUGUCACCAUCCAGCCAGUUUGUUGUGACUACAGACACAACGUUAAAAUUCUUCAAGUUCACCAACGCGUACCAUUUUGAACUUGUGAGUAAUGUGAACAUUACGAAUACAACAAUUUCUGCUACUGCUUUUCUCAACAGCGGUGAACGAGAAAAUCAUUUUAUGCUGUUCACAGCACUUUCACGUUGCAAAGAAAUCAUCUUGUGCUUGACUCAAUGGGGAAGCUCCGACGAAAAAUGUAAAGAAGUACACACGUUGACCUUACUAGAUAGCGAGCCAGUUUCAAGCAUAAUUCCUCUUGACGAUUCGCGCUGCCUAGCUGUUACUGAAAAAGAUAUCAAGCUUGUUAACGCUAACCAAAUACUUUCCGGAGAGCCGACUUUCAUGUCGUUUAAACGAUCCAUGUUUGGCAGCAGCGUUACCAAAUGUUUUGAUGAUCCCAUUUUACUCUCCAAGAUAAAAAGUGUCAAGGAAGGAUAUCAAAAUGCAGCUCACUGCACGGUGAUCGCUACUUCAAAUGGCGCCCUUUGCUGUUGCUUGAGUGAGGAAGAAGGAUCGAUAUCAUUUAUGGCAUUGACUAGAGUAAAAGGUCUUGAUAAUGCGUUUUUGCUCGAUAACAGCUCCACUACUGCGGAAUUUUACACUGUUAUGAUCUCCGCCUAUGGCCAACUUACUGAAACUUGCCUUGAUCUGCGGAAUACAGAUGAGCUGGACAAAGACUACAAGAUUAGCUCCUCCCAAAAUAUCGAGGGCAAAAGAAUACUCAGCGCAGGACAUGCACCCGCAGAAUCGAUAGUUUAUAUUCCAGGUUCGCGAACCCAACUUGAAAAGCAGGACCUGCCGUGUUUGCUGUCACAGGCUUCUCUGACUCUUUUAUCUCCCAACAGAGCUGUGCAAAAUUGUUCAACGUUGCUUUCCGUCAGGUCAUUCAAAGCCGUCUCAACCUUGAAUGUGAUAAACUGCUUGGAUUUGCCUGAAAAGUGGCAACAGCAAUUACUAGGAGAUACAACAGCAGAUGCACCGCAAUUUUUGAUCUUAAAUGAAACACGUACCGGGAAAUCAAGCUUGCUACUUAUCGAAUGGGCCGCUGAUUAUAGUACACAUAAACUAACUGAAUUGGAUGACUUAAUGAGGGAUGAGUCUAACGAUACCGUCGCAAUCCAUUUCACAGAUCGUAAUUUUGUUCAGGUUACUACUCGAGGCCUGAGCGUCGACAGCCUCGGGGGCAAUGACUGGUUCUCAUAUCAGUCCAGCUUUGUUGUGAGCGGAGCCUUGUGCGAUGGAAAGAAAAUAAUUAUGUGGAACUCUGACUGCGGAAAUGUGCUGUAUAUUGAAGACGUGGAUGACACCCGAUCUGAAUACUAUGAGGAGUUUAAAGUCCCUUUAGAAGACGAACAUUCAAAGAUAACAGCAGUAAUGUUCACUAGAGAGAUGAAUGGGCAAGAAUCAAUUCUUGUUGUGAGCGGCGCAACUGUACAUCAGGCUUUUUUGAAUGAUCUCAACACCCCACAGGGUGGGCUUCGACGGGUAAGCGAGGUCCAGGUGCACUAUGGUAGCGCAUUUCAAAAGGAAUUUGUCCUAAGUGACCUUAAUGGUGGGAUUUAUCGGGGAGUGAUCGGCGAGACAAUGCCAAACAAGCUGAGCUUAGACAAGUUGAGUGUGAAUUUGGAGUUUGGAUUCCCCUGGGAGGUACGAUUCGUGAGCGCGGAUGAAUGUAUCUUAUUUUCUCCGCGUACGAUCUAUUCAUUAAGUUUGACAGAUUCGAGUUUUGCCGAGAUCUUGGUUGGAUCUCACAAAAAACACGCUACAAUAAUUGACGUCAAGGUGAGCGGAGCGCUACUAUUUAUUCUGUUUUCGGACAGGUUAGAGGUGGUUUUCCGAAGCUCCCUCACCCACACGCGUUUGCACCAACCAGUAAAAAAUGCCAGGAUAAAACAAAAGAGGUUUCUGUAUAUAAACCGCAUCAACCGAAUGCUGAUCGUCAAUUGGUCACGAAGGACGCUUGAGUCGGUGAAACUGGAAAAUGGAAGAAUUAUGUUGCUAGACUCUCGGUGUCUUGAAUCUUUUUCAACAAUUAGCGAGACUGUCGAAUUGAAAGCCAACACCGGUCCUAUCAAUAUCCUUAUCGCUGGAAGUACUGACACGGGCAGCUGCCUGCUCAAGCUGGUACAGGUCGUGCCGCUACCAGGGAAGCUUAUUACACGAGAAGUCAGCAGUUUCCAUUUUGACGGUCCCAUUCCAGGAAACGUCCACAUUGUCACCGUGAGUGAGGACUCAUUCUGGGUAUUCUAUGGCGAACAUUUUCAGAUGUUUUCACUAGAUCGCAACAUGCUAUGUCCCAUUGGCUUGGUGGAACGGUCCGAGGAAAAACUCGUAUCAAUGGAUGCCAAAGCUGAUAUUGUUGUGGCACUGAAUUGUAGCGGUAACUUCAAGGUCAAAUCAAGACAAGUUGAUGGAUCCUGGAUUACCACGGAUGUGUUGCGUCGGUCUUCGAGCAAUUUGAAAUACCACAAAGUUCUCGUCAUGAGCCGUGGUUUCGUGGUCAUAAUAGGUGAGCGUCACGAUGAUUCUGCUGCGUGUGCCGUUUUAACAUUUUUCGCCCCAUGCGGUGACGACGUGGUAUAUUUCAAUGAUAUCUGGUUUGCCGAUCCCAUAAAAGACGUGAAGUAUUCGCCUCAGAAUGAUGAGCUUUGUGUCCUUUUCGAGAACGGCAAUUUGACCUUACUGGCUGGUCAACGCGAGUAUCACAGAGUUUCUCACGUCGUCGGACAAAGAACGCGGAUCGAUCAGGGUUUGGACGUUCAAGGCCAAACCGGCUGCUGGGAUAUAACGUCCCACAAGCUGAUACCUUCACAAUCAUGA